Molecule: messenger RNA, 621 nt
Organism: Lathyrus sativus (Indian pea)
Lineage: Eukaryota; Viridiplantae; Streptophyta; Magnoliopsida; Fabales; Fabaceae
Source: the annotation of a GenBank genome assembly
AUGGAAGGAGUUGGGGCCCGACUGGGGCGGUCCUCGACCCGUUACGGACCGGCGACGGUGUUCACUGGACCGGUGAGAAAAUGGAAGAAGAAAUGGGUUCACGUUUCACCUUCUUCCGCUUCCUCUAAUUCCAACAACAAUACCAAUCACAAUCACGGUUCUUCUAAUGGUAAUAAUAACGGUUCUCAUCUUCUUCUUUAUAAGUGGACACCUAUUACUCAAAGCCAGAACACCAACAAUAACGGAAGUGUUAAGGACGCGCCGCUGGAACCGGUGGAAGAGCCUCCCCGGAGGAAAUUUAAAUAUAUUCCGGUUGCUGUAUUAGAGGAGCAGAAAAAUGAGGCUACAGAAAUUGGUGAGGUUGCUGAAAAGGUAGAAGAUGAAUCUAAUCCAGUAGAGGCCGAUUCAAGUGCAGCAGAACCAACUAGCAAGAAUGAGAUUUUGGAUGAAAAACCUGAUAUAAAUGAUGUCCCAAUGGAAGAAAGUGAGCCUCAAGACAAAAAUCAGGUAGUACGUCAAGAUCUCAACGAGAGUUUGGAUUUGAGUUUGGGUUUGACAUCACAUGACGAGGACCAUGAUUCUGAUUCAAAAACUAAUCAAACUACAGACGAUGGCCAGUAA